AUGCGCAGCGUCCCCGCGACCUCACUUCCCGCAAGACAGCCAUGGCCAAGGCCGCACACCGCCGCAAAGAAGCACCCUCGCCGCAACGCCCGGGGACAUCACCGCGCCGUUACCAACACCGCCACGCCGCCGAUCGAGCCGGUCACUUUGUCGGCAUCCAAGAUCUCGCCUUUGAAUGGCAGCAAGGCAUCCCAACGACCUUCCCGGACGAGAGAGGGGUCGGACGCCGCGCUGCCAGGGCCACCGGAUCUGGGCCCGCUCGGCCCGGACCUAGCACGAGCAGCGAGUGCAACAAGGGGACCGCCCCGCCGGCUGGCCGUCUCGAGACCCUCCUCGGCCCUGGACAAGGCCCGCGGUGCCCGGAUCGGAGCCCAAUCGGCCCCAAUCCGGCCGCGCCACCAGCGAGCCCCGUCCGCCGUCGCCCUCCGCUGCCGCCCAUGGCCACGCACCACGCCCGCCACCGUCUCCGCUCGGGACCGCCGCCGUCACGCCUCGCCACCACCGCCGGACCGAGCUCUUGAAGCCCCGAGGAGCACCGCCGCCGCCCGAGCUCGCCUCGCGCAGACUCCCUCGCGCGCGGAAUCUGAAAGAACAAUGAGAGAAAUGAGGACAGUUUCAGACGAGACCCACUUCUUCGUGCAAGGUUUGCUUCCGAAUCAUGGUGAGCGCUGCCUCUUCGAGCAGAGGCCUGAUGCUUCCUCCAAAGCCACUGCUUUCCUGAGCAGAACGCGGUGCGUGAGGUCCAACACGUCGACGAGCCGUGCCGCCUCUUUGGCCUCCGACGUCCACCGCAUCGUCUGA
This is a messenger RNA of Lolium perenne, 801 nucleotides long. Lineage: Eukaryota; Viridiplantae; Streptophyta; Magnoliopsida; Poales; Poaceae. The record is from RefSeq and is a predicted model, not a curated record.